Molecule: messenger RNA, 6312 nt
Organism: Salmo salar (Atlantic salmon)
Lineage: Eukaryota; Metazoa; Chordata; Actinopteri; Salmoniformes; Salmonidae
Gene: ppp1r13bb
Product: protein phosphatase 1, regulatory subunit 13Bb
Biological process (GO): regulation of apoptotic process
Cellular component (GO): nucleus
Molecular function (GO): p53 binding
Source: RefSeq, a predicted model, not a curated record
CGAUAAUGCAACAUUUAUUGGAUGCCAACCGCCGUUAAACCUCAUCGAAGAAGAAGAAGUGUUUGGCUCUGCCCACCUACUUGCUUGUUCUGCCCACUAGGAUUCAGACUCUGGUCUAUCUUGGGUUAGUUGUAAAGAUCUUUGACCGCAUCUUAUGGUGCUAGUACGUUAGGUUACUUGGUGAGAGGUAUCAGUAGCUUCAUUAGGCCUGAAUCACUCGCGAUAGGCUACGACGACCAAGAAUGAACAGGAAUUGUCUCUGACAUCUGACGAGGCCUGGGCUGGCCCUCAUCACUGAACUGUUGGCGCUACUGGGCAGAAUCUCCAGCCAUAACUUUGGAUAUCGUUAACAGAUAGCUAGAAGACAUCGAAUUCACCCUUUCCAAGUUCGACAUUGUUGAUUGAUGCCCCCGUCGUUCUGACAGACAACCGACAAUAUGAUACCGAUGAUCCUGACAGUGUACCUAAGUGAUGGGGAACAGGCACUGACCGAGGUGCCCAUCACCCCUGAGACGUCAUGCCGUGACGUGGUCGAGUUCUGCAAGGAGCCUGGCGAGAGCGGCUGCCACCUUGCCGAAGUGUGGCGAGGCAACGAACGAGCAAUCCCCUUUGAGCACAUGAUGUAUGAGCACCUGCAGAAGUGGGGACCCCGAAAACAAGAGGUCAAGUUCUUUCUCCGGCAUGAGGACUCACCCACCGAAAGCAGUGAUCAAGGGAGCCAGCAAUCUCAAGAGCAGGCCAACCGUAGAAGUGGAAGCGGUGGGGAAAAGCACAAUGAGAAUGGGGUGGGGAACCCCCGCGUGGAGCUCACACUCUCGGAGCUGCAGGAGAUGGCCACACGGCAACAGCAGCAGAUCGAGGCCCAGCAACAGAUGCUUGUUGCCAAGGAGCAGCGUCUGCGCUACCUGAAACAGCAAGAGCGGCGGCAGCAGCAGUCGGUGUCUGAGAGUGAGAAGCUGCAGAGGCUCAAGGAGCGCGUGGAGAGCCAGGAGGCCAAGCUUAAGAAGAUCCGUGCCAUGAGGGGCCAGGUGGACUACAGCAAAGUCAUCAACGGCAACCUGUCGGCGGAGAUUGAGCAGGUGAGUGGGCUGUUCCAGGAAAAGCAGGUGGAGCUGCAGUCAGCUGUGCUGCGGGUGGAGCAGCUGAGUCUGCAGCUGGAGGACCUGCGGCGGGGAAAGCUCAACGGCCUGCAGUCCGCGCUGGGAGGACAGGUCACCAGCACUGCAGCCCUGGAGCUGCGCAAACUCUACCAGGAGCUGCAGAUCCGGAACAAGCUGAACCAGGAUCAGAACAGCAAGCUGCAGCAGCAAAAGGAUCUGCUCAACAAACGCAACAUGGAGGUGACCCUCAUGGACAAGCGCAUCGGCGAGCUGCGGGAGCGCCUCUAUAAGAAAAAAGCUGAGGCACGUCAAAAAGAGAACUUACCUCUAAACAGGACCAACGGGCCUCCCUCUCCCCAGCCGGCCCCAGGGACUCUGGGCCGUGUGGCAGCCGUGGGGCCCUACAUUCAGGUCCCUCUGCCAGGUAGACAAGAGGGAGGCUACACUGGACCCCCCGAACCUAUGAAACCCCAGACACUGGGUGUCAAUGCCCCAGCCAAUCAUGCCCGCUCCAAAUCAGGGGCGGACACAGUGCGAAAGCCCCUCGCCCCGUGGAAGGUGUCUGAUUUAGACAUCGUGGUGGACCCACUGCCCCCUUCCCCUCCGGAGGCGCACUCGGGUGGCUCGGACGGCAUGUCCCCGAAUGAGGCUGGCUGGCCCACCCUUGGCAAGGGCAAUGCCUCUCUCAAGCCCCCCGACUGGCCGGAGUCUGGGCCGGACACACAGGGAAAGAUUCCCCCUCCGGGCUCCCCUGCUGCUACCACAGCAGACAAGGUGCUGGACUCCAACAAGAUGACAAUCUCCUCCCCGGUGGCCCCUUCCAAGCCCCAGCCCCCUCCCUACGGCUCCCACCUAACUUCUGCCGGCUCCACCAGCUCUCUGGACCGCCGGCCAGGCCCGCUCCCUAACCCCCCCGGCCCUGUCUGGCCCCGUGUUCCCCCCUCCACCGGCUCCUCCUCCCAGCAGAUCCAGCAGCGCAUAUCGGUGCCCCCCAGCCCGACCUUCCAGCCCAACUCGCCUCUCUUCCCGCCGGGUCUUCCCGGGGAUCGGCCUGACCCUGUCCUGGCCGUGGCUGUGCGCCCCUUCGUCCCAGACAGAGGCUCCCGGCCCCAGUCGCCACGCAAGGGCCCGGCCACCAUGAACUCCAGCUCCAUCUACCACAUGUACCUCCAGCAGGCGGCGCCCAAGAGCUACCCGCUCAAGCCUGCGCUCAAAGCAGUGUACGGGAAGCCCGUUCUCCCCUCCGGCUCCACGCCGCCCUCCCCCCUGCCCUUUAUGCUGACAGGGGGGCCCUUCCCCGGGCUCCAGGGGCCGGCCAGUGAGGACACUGGGGACAGAGAGGGCCCGGACAUAGACGGGGCCCCAGAUACCCCUCCGCCCAAUGUGGAGAAUAUCCCGCGGCCCCUCAGCCCCACCAAGCUCACCCCAAUGGCCCACUCGCCCCUUCGCUACCAAAGCGACGCCGACCUGGAAACUCUGCGCAAGAAGCUGGCGAACGCCCCGCGGCCCCUCAAGAAGCGAAGCUCCAUCACUGAGCCAGAGGGCCCAGCCGGGCCCAACAUCCAGAAGCUGCUCUACCAGCGCUUCAAUACCCUGGCUGGCGGCAUGGAGGGUGGUGGCGCUGGAGCAGGAGGAGCCAGGGCGGGCGGCACACCAUUUUACCAGCCCACCAACCUACCCGACUACCCCGGUGACUCGUUGGCAGACGCCGACAACGGGAACCCGCCAUGUGAGGACCCGCUCCCUCCCCCACCACCAGCCGUGGCAGAGGGGUCGUCCUCAGAGCCCCUGCCGCCGCCUGACGCCAAUGACAACAAGCUGCUGCCCCCGCCACCAGCCCCCGAGGUGCUCAGCCCCCCUGCCCCGGAGGCCUCGGAAGAUACCAACAACAAUAACCUAGGGGGAGUCUCGGUGGCCACCCUGCCUAGCCCUGUGCCUGAGGUCAGCUCUCCAGAGGUGGUUGCCACCACCCCCUCACAGCAAGUGGAGAAGCGUACUAACCUGAAGAAGCCCAACUCGGAGCGGACGGGUCACGGCCUGAGGGUGAAGUUCAACCCCCUGGCGCUGCUGCUGGAUGCCUCACUGGAGGGCGAGUUUGACCUGGUGCAGAGGAUUAUCUACGAGGUGAAGAACCCCAGCACGGCCAAUGACGAGGGCAUAACCCCGCUGCACAACGCAGUGUGCGCCGGACACCACCACAUUGUCAAGUUCCUGCUCGACUUCGGAGUAAACGUCAACGCUGCCGACAGCGACGGCUGGACACCCCUGCACUGUGCAGCCUCCUGUAACAGCGUUCACCUGUGCAAGUUGCUGGUGGAGUCAGGGGCGGCCAUCUUCGCCAGCACCAUCAGCGACGUGGAGACGGCGGCAGACAAGUGUGAAGAGAUGGAGGAGGGCUACAUCCAGUGCUCUCAGUUUCUGUACGGUGUCCAGGAAAAGCUGGGCGUGAUGAACAAGGGGGCGGUGUAUGCGCUGUGGGAGUACGAGGCCCAGAGCCCAGAUGAGCUGUCUUUCGGCGAGGGCGACGCCAUUACCAUCCUGCGGCGGCAAGACGACAGCGAGACCGAGUGGUGGUGGGGCCGCCUGGACCACAGGGAGGGUUAUGUACCCCGCAACCUGCUGGGGCUCUACCCCAGGAUAAAACCUCGUCAGCGCUCCCUGGCUUAGCCCCUCUGCCCCUUCCUUGGGUGAAAAACUGGACUACAGGCAGGCGUGGCUGAAGACUGGCGGAGUGGGGCGGCCUGGUGCUCCCCUACUGCCACAGUUUCCCCCUCCUCCCUGUAACCCUGGCUAUGGGACACCGGACAGUGUUCAACACUGACACACACACACACAGACCCCAGAAAAGACAGGAUCCCUCUGCUACCCCUUUUUGGUCGACCAAACCCCACUCUGCUCUCUCUCACUCUCUCCUUUCAGCUUUAUUUAAAUCCUGGUGUGUGUGUGUGUGUGUGUGUGUGUGUGUGUGUGUGUGUGUGUGUGUGUGUGUGUGUGUGUGUGUGUGUGUGUGUGUGUGUGUGUGUGUGUGUGUGUGUGUGUGUGUGUGUGUGUGUGUGUGUGUGAGAAAAGCUGGAGCACAAGGUUCAGUGGAGAAUCAAGCACUAACCAGUAGUGGGGUUUUUUGGACACUGCUCAGUCAUUCAGCGGACAGGACAUUCACCCCUAGUGCUUACCUCUGACGGUUGAUGAUGUGUGUCUGUCUGGAGAGGGUAAUGUGUGUUUUGUGGUUUCAGUGUGUGUGUGAAUAGUUUAGAGGGCUUUGUGUGUUUGGAAAGUGUGUGUGUUUAAGGACUAGAGAGAGGGGGCUUGUGUGUGUGAUAUGUGGAUGGUGUAUGUGUACCAGUGUUAAUUUAGUCAAUAACUGACGAAAAAUAUUAGUCAACCUAUUUUUCCUGAUGAAAACUAAUGAUGAUAACGAGAUGCCAUGAAAAAAACAAUAACUAACAAUUUUGUUUUCUUUUUAGUUGACGAAAACGUGACUAGACGAGAAUUCCACGUGUGACUAAUGAACAUUCAAUUUGACAUGAAGCUCCCUUUAGUCUGUUUUGUCCAGUCAUAAACAUGCAUGCCUUUGCAGAAUAUUGAAUGCAAUCCUCUCAUUGGCUAAAUUAACGUCAUUUCAGUUGCAGGGUCUGAUUGAGCUGAUCGCCCGGCUCUCCCACACAGCUCCCGGCGGUCACUUCAUUAACUUGUGUAUCUUUUGAACUGAUGCUCAGGACACAUCAAUUGUAACUAACCUAAACUAGAAACAAUGUAGGCUAUUUUUGCUUUGAUGCUGCACUCGCGGCCCACUAAUACGAGUGCAGUUUCUUUUAUUGAAAAUAUGAAUGCGAUUUGCUUAAUAUUAUGAGUACAGUAAUAUUUCUGGCAUUGUUGGAAAACUCAGAUUCCCCCCCUUCAAGGGAGUCAAUGUUAUUUAUCCCCAUCCCAAGUUUAUGAUGGGAGAAAAAGCUGCCUAGUUGGACAAGGCUAUCUUAAUGUGCACAUGAUGACUGAAAGAUUAUGUAUGAUGAGUCUAACAGGUCAAGAAUGUGUGUUUGCUGUGAAGAGGGGUGAGAGUUUGAGGUCUGUACAAGGGUGCGCCAGAUAUUCUGAAUGUUAUGUACAAUCAUAACAGGGAUUUUGAAUUUCCCUCUAUCGAUAUGAACAAAGAGUACCUAUAUCAAUUCUGUAGGUCGCUUGCUAAGUCGUUUCCGAAUUAGCCGUAAUUUUUUAACUGUCCUAACUUACUUUUCCAUCAUAGCUUCUUUCCCUUUUCAAAUGAUAGGGAUUCUUUAGGGAUUUGACAAUGCCCUUCCACAUGAUAAAACUUUAAGGCCUACUUAGGUUAUUUUCCCAAAGUAAAAAACAUAUGUUCCUGGAUUUCAGUCCCAGGUAUAGCACUCCUCAUUAGUAAAGUGUGUUGGAUUGAAAUUUCCCCAAAAAAUUAUCUUCAAGGAAUGAAGCAUUCAUCCCCUAAUUUUCUUGUGCUGUCAGGGCCAUGCUAUCAUAACAUACCCUUUUUAACUAUUUACAAUUUGUCACGUUAAGUGCCCUGCUUUAGUUAUAGAAGUUAUCAGCAAAAACUAACUUUAUUUUACCAAAAACGUUUAAAGCUUCACUCAACUUGUCAGCUCCUCCAAAGAGGUGUGUCCAACCAUUGCCAAUGUAGAUUGAGAUUUGUGAAAGUGGUGUAUGUGAUGAACAGGGAUGCAGUGUCCUAUGCGUUUGCUUUCAUGCAGUGAAGGAACCCUCCUGUGUGUGCGUGUGUGUGUGCGUGUGUGUGUGUGUGUGUGUGUGUGAGAGAGAGAUGCGUCAGGUCUCACUCACCAUAGAGCCAUGAUCAGGGGGGUCCUCACCACUUCACUUUAGGCGCGUGUGAAAGUGUUUUAAUUGAGCACUUGAUCAAACCCAUGCUCUUACAAAUCCGAUAGGUGUGGCCAUUCAAGCAGAAUGACAUUUACAUAACACUAAGGUAUUCUUUUGUUGUAUUACCCCUACUUUCCGCCUGACCUUGUUUCCAGUUCUGUGAGAUGAGAUUUGUACCUUGCCCGGCAAGGCAGGAAAAGAGCUUUACCCUAAUAAUCUCUGUAAAUACUGAGAUGAGUAUGUUUGACUGUCUGCUGUAUGAAGACUCAUUGACUUGUGGGGGUUCUGUAAGCAUUAAGGAUGCAGUACUUACACAUUCUGUUCUGUAAAUGUGCACAAUAAAAACAAUUCCCCGCAUGACAAA